Lathyrus oleraceus (garden pea) is the source of this 663-nucleotide messenger RNA. Its product is annotated as agamous-like MADS-box protein AGL62. Lineage: Eukaryota; Viridiplantae; Streptophyta; Magnoliopsida; Fabales; Fabaceae. The record is from RefSeq and is a predicted model, not a curated record. Gene Ontology annotation, biological process: positive regulation of transcription by RNA polymerase II. Gene Ontology annotation, molecular function: DNA-binding transcription factor activity, RNA polymerase II-specific; RNA polymerase II cis-regulatory region sequence-specific DNA binding; protein dimerization activity. Bases 1 to 663 code for a protein of 220 amino acids. The transcript has a single exon.
AUGUUAAAGAAGAAGUCUAGUUUGGGUCGUCAAAAAAUUCCUAUUGAAAAAAUACCUAAGAAAAGUCAUUUACAAGUUACAUUUUCUAAACGCCGAUCAGGGUUGUUCAAAAAAGCUAGCGAGCUUUGCACUCUAUGUGGUGUGGAGAUUGCAAUCGUAGUUUUUUCUCCGGCUGAUAAAGCAUUCUCAUUCGGUCAUCCUGAAGUUGAGUCCAUCGUUGAUCGUUAUCUGAGUCGUAAUCUUCCACAAGAAUCUAGCACCCUCCAACUUGUCGAGGCUCAUAGAAAUGCCAAUGUUCGCGAUCUGAACGCGCAACUAACUCAACUUCUAAGCCAUCUUGAGAUUGAAAAGAAGCAAGGAGAGGAGAUAGAUCAUGUGAGGAAAGCUAGACAGGUGCAAAACUGGUGGGAAAAUGCUAUUGAUGAACUUGGCUUGAAUGAAUUGGUCCAAUUAAAGGUUUCUAUCGAAGACCUAAAGAAAAACAUCGGAAAAAUUGCUAACAAAUGCAUGAUAGAACAAUCUAAUAUGUUUUCAUCAAAUAUUGGUGCUAAUGGAUUUGGACGUUACAAUACCUUUGAGAACAAAUCAGGUGGGGGAAUUAAUAUGGCUUCUACACUUCCUAAUACCUAUAAUUAUCUUGGUUUUCGACAUGGAUAUCUUUGA